This is a messenger RNA of Erythranthe guttata (spotted monkey flower), 4854 nucleotides long. NCBI's taxonomy places the organism in Eukaryota, Viridiplantae, Streptophyta, Magnoliopsida, Lamiales, Phrymaceae. The record is from RefSeq and is a predicted model, not a curated record.
AUGAAGGAGUUUCAAUCGAUCCAUGGCUGCGUAAAUGGAAAUAAAACUGUGGGAUUGUGCUCAUCUAAUUUUAUGAAAACACCAACCACAACAAACAGUUCAAUUCUAUCUGCUAUGACAAAUGUAAGUAGAACUAAAAGAAACAAUGGAAGAGUUGUGAAGGAUGUCGCAACAACAGAUUUGGAAUACACUGUCAGCAAAAAGAGAGUUGCCCAGUAUAAAGGAAAAACUCGAACUCUAAACAUUAAAAGUAUGUCAAGUACAGAUACAAAUGACAAAAAAAGCUAUAAGAGAAAUCGUGAGGUGACAUAUAACAAUGUUGCAGCAAAUUGUGAAGCGGAUACUAAUUCGUACCAGAUAGAUGAGUUACAUAACAUUGGCAGUGUGCAAAAUAUUUCUGUUAAUACAUACUACGAAACCAACAAAAGUCAUUCGGUUCGUACCGGAAAGAUGAUAUCGAAGAGUCAAAAAACCAUACAUUCUGUUGCACGUGGCUUGGAUAUGGAUUCAAAACAUGUAACUUUGGUCGAUGAAGAUUUACAGACUAUACGGGAAAUUACUUCGGAUAGCGGAGAAUCAGAAUAUGUAUCAAAUGACGAAACAUUGACCGAUUCCGACGACGAUGAUGCAUACGAUGAUCUUGGUGAUCAGUCAUACGAAUGCCAAUCAUGUGGCGCAAUGAUGUGGUACGGGGAAAGGAUCGAUAAGCAAAAGGGUACAUCAAAUCCUAAGUUUUCAAUGUGCUGUAAUGGAGGAAAAGUAGAAUUGCCCAAUUUAAUAGAAGCACCAGAUCCUCUAAAGAUUCUCCUAUUUGGUACCGAUCGAAGAAGCAAGCAUUUCCAAGAACACAUACGGUCGUAUAAUAUGAUGUUCUCAUUCACAUCUAUUGGAGGAAAGAUACAGACUACGAUAAACAGAGGAUCCGGUCCGUACACGUUCCUACUCCAUGGACAAAACUACCAUUUAAUGGGUAGUUUGUUGCCAGAUGAAGGAUCGCGUCCCAAGUUUGCUCAGCUUUAUAUAUUUGACACGGAGAAUGAAGUCAAGAAUCGAAUGGAUGCAGUCAGAUCCGGAGACAGUUCCAGCGAAUUGGAUCCUGAGAUUGUUUCUACAUUGAAAGAUAUGGUCGACAGCUCAAAUAUACUUGCUCAGUCUUACAGAGCUGCCCGGGACAGGCUCGCACAGACAGGAAUGGAAGAUGUCAAAUUGAGACUCAUAAAGAAACGGAGUACGGAUGGCCGUACUUACAAUCUCCCGAACUCCAGUGAAAUCGCGGGACUCAUUGUUGGUGAUUUUGAUACCCAGGAGGGUGUUAGAGAUAUAGUGGUUGAGACACGGUCGAAAAAACUGCAGCGAAUCAGUGAGUUGCACCCUUUAUAUCUUCCAUUGCAGUAUCCGCUAAUAUUUCCUUACGGCGAGGAUGGUUAUAGUGAUGAUAUACCACUGAGGGAAACAUCAGUGAGUGGUACACGUAUACGCAAGAAGUUAACAAUGCGGCAGUACUUUGCAUACAGGAUCCAGAAAAGAUUUGGUGACAGCGCGGUUCUGUUGCACUCAAAAAAAUUGUGCCAGCAGUUCAUGGUCGACGCAUUUUCAAUGGUUGAAUCGGAAAGACUGAAAUUCAUAAGAUUUAACCAGGAUAAGUUAAGAGUUGACAUGUACAAGGGUAUCGAGGAAAGUAUUUUGAAGGGAGAUACGGAUGCUAGAUCCAUUGGCACGAGGGUUAUUCUACCAGGCAGUUUUACCCAAGGUCCAAGAUACAUGUUUAACAACUUCGUCGAUGCUCUUCAAAUAUGCAACUGGAUUGGAUUUCCAUCGUUGUUCAUCACUAUAACCUGCAAUCCACAGUGGCCGGAAAUUCAAAGGGCGUUGAGCGGUACUAAUUUGAGACCUGAAGACCGUCCCGAUAUUCUUGCUCGAGUUUUUAAGAUGAAGCUCGACAGUCUGAUGUCAGAUUUGAAGAAGGGCAAAAUAUUUGGUCGCAUUAGAGCAUAUGUUUGCACAAUUGAGUUUCAGAAGCGCGGUCUCCCGCAUGCGCACAUAUUGAUUUGGCUUCACCCUGAAGACAAACCGAAGACAUCAAAAGACAUAGAUAAAAUCAUAUGUGCCGAAAUCCCAGACAAGGUAACAGACCGAAAGAUGUACGAUUUGGUUGAAAAGUAUAUGAUUCACGGUCCGUGCGGUCUGGCCAAUCAAAACUCUCCAUGCAUGAAGGACGGGAUUUGCACGAAGCGAUUUCCAAAGAGUUUUGUAAACCGUACUGAGGCCGAUGCAGAUGGUUAUCCGGUCUACAGAAGAAGAGAAAAUGGGAGGACCGUGGUUAAGAAGAAAACAUAUCUCGACAAUGGUUUCGUCGUGCCUUAUAACCGUACUCUACUGAAAAAGUACAGAGCCCACAUUAAUGUCGAGUUGUGCAACCAGAAUAAAUCGAUAAAGUAUUUAUUCAAGUAUGUCAACAAAGGACACGAUCGGGUCACGGCGGCAUUUUAUCAAUCAAAUAAUCCAGGUGCAACUCCUGAAUGUCGCGAUGAGAUAAAGAUGUACUACGACUGCCGAUAUCUUUCGGCAUGCGAGGCUGCUUGGAGGUUAUUAAGCUUUGACAUUCACUUUAGAGACCCACCGGUGAUUAGGUUAAGCUUUCAUCUUCCGGACAGUCAGUCUGUUGUGUUCACAGAUAAUGACUCAUUAGUUGAUGUGCUGAACAGACCGACUGCGAAGCAAACGAUGUUCCUUGCUUGGUUCCAAGCCAAUAAGCUGUACCCUGAAGCUAGAAAUUUGAGGUAUGGAGAGUUUCCACAGAAAUUUGUCUAUAAGGAAAAAGCUCGCUGUUGGAUGCCGAGAAAGAUAGGAUUCUCGAUCGGAAGGGUUACCAAUGUACCGCCGGGCAGGGGUGAGGACUAUUACUUGAGACUGUUGUUGAACUUCCAAAGAGGUUGCAUGUGUUACGAUGAUCUUAGGAAAGUCGAGGAUCACGUCUACCCAACUUUCAAAGAUGCGUGCUUUGCGCUUGGACUACUAGAUGACGACAAAGAGUACAUAGCUGGCAUAAAGGAGGCAAACGAGUGGGCCAGUGGUGACUAUGUGAGACGAUUAUUCGUCGUACUUUUGGUCGCAAAUAAUAUGAGCAGACCGGAACAUGUGUGGGAGUGUUGCUGGAAAGAAUUCACCGAGGAUAUUGCGUACAGACUGCAACAAAGUCGUUCUAAUUCAGGUCCACCUGUGUCAGACGAUACUCUGAGAAACUGCGGUUUGAUCGAAAUAGAAAAUAUAUUGCAAAGUAACAGCAAAAGCCUGAGUAACUUUCCCCCAAUGCCGAUUCCAAUUGGGUCGAUGUCGGACGACACGGUAAAUAGAUUAGUUCUCGACGAGUUGGACUAUGACGUUGAUGCUAUGCGUGAAGAACUUAAAAAAUACCUUUCAUCCAUUACUGAUGAGCAGAAAAAAGUGUUCGAUGAUAUCAUGGAUGCUGUUACAAAUGACAGAGGUGGACUGUUCUUUCUUUAUGGGCAUGGAGGAACGGGAAAGACUUUCAUAUGGAAAACUUUAUCGGCUGCUAUCCGUUCAAAAGGAGAAAUAGUUAUAAAUGUUGCUUCCAGUGGUAUUGCUUCGCUUCUACUUCCAGGUGGCAGAACUGCUCAUUCUAGAUUUGGACUGCCAAUAAUUGUACAUGAGAGCUCCACAUGCAGCAUCAAACAACAGAGCCCACAGGCAGAAUUGUUGUCUAGAGCAAAGCUAAUCAUAUGGGACGAGGCACCGAUGAUGCACAGGUACUGUUUCGAAGCACUCGACAAAACAAUGAAAUCUAUACUUGAUUCAGAUAUGCCAUUCGGAGGCAAGGUUGUAGUGCUUGGAGGGGACUUUCGGCAAAUUUUGCCAGUUGUGUUGAAAGCGUCGAGACAAGACAUUGUGCAUGCUACAAUCAAUUCGUCACCGUUGUGGAGGCAAUGCAAGGUUAUGAAGUUAAACAAGAACAUGAGACUUGAGUCGUCCUCCUCUUCAGCCAAUGCAGAUGAAAUACGAGAAUUUGCGGACUGGAUAUUGAGAAUCGGCAAUGGCGAUGCUGGCGAGAUAAAUGACGGUGAUGCCACAAUUGAAAUUCCCGAUGACAUGCUGAUUCGGAAUUCUGCAGAUCCCUUUCUGGAUCUUAUAGAGUUUGUCUAUCCCGAUCUGGUGACCAACCUUUUCACUCCCGAGUAUUUCGAAGGCAGAGCAAUCCUUGCACCCACUAAUGAAAGUGUCGGUUUUGUGAACGAUCAUUUUUUGUCGAUCAUAGCUGGAGAGGAGAAGGUCUAUUUCAGCUCAGAUAGUAUGUGCAAGGAGGAGUUGUUAUCGGAUGUCAACGCAGAAAUAUACUCACCGGAGUUUCUCAACACCAUAUCAUGUUCCGGAAUUCCACCGCAUAAGUUGACAUUGAAAAGAGGUGUUCCCGUUAUGCUCAUCAGAAAUAUCGAUCAGGCCAGAGGAUUGUGCAAUGGAACAAGGCUUCAGAUUAUUAAUAUGGGAAAACACGUUCUCAACUGCAGAAUCCUGUCCGGUAAACAUGUUGGUGAUAUGGUGUUCAUUCCUAGAAUGACUUUGGUACCGUCCAACUCUGCAUUGCCUAUUAAAUUCCAGCGACGUCAGUUUCCGUUAAUGGUAUCAUUCGCAAUGACAAUCAAUAAAAGUCAAGGACAAACUCUUUCUCACGUGGGCCUGUACUUGCCGAGACCUGUUUUCAGUCACGGACAGCUCUAUGUCGCACUCUCGAGGGUUAAGAGUCGAAGUGGCAUAAAGAUUUUGAUUAACUCGGAAUCUGGUGAUACGACCAACGUUACAAAUAAUGUUGUAUACAAGGAAGUUUUUCAGCGUAUAUGA